Molecule: messenger RNA, 1581 nt
Organism: Phymastichus coffea
Lineage: Eukaryota; Metazoa; Arthropoda; Insecta; Hymenoptera; Eulophidae
Product: bromodomain-containing protein 3-like
Exons: 4
Coding region: 326-805 (159 amino acids)
Biological process (GO): chromatin remodeling; regulation of DNA-templated transcription
Cellular component (GO): nucleus; chromatin
Source: RefSeq, a predicted model, not a curated record
AUAGUACAUUUUAUAUAAUAGGUAUAUUUUUUUAUACAACGUAUGGAAAACUAAACUUUUUAGUGCAAGUUGUUCUUGAAAGAUGCGCUUUUCGCACAGAAUGUUGAAAAAUAUAUAUUUCUAUGGUAAAAUGAAUCAUCCCAAAUACUGUUUGUAUAAAAUUUGUAUUCACUUAAAUCAUUUCAUUCUACUUUCUUCUGCAAGUAUAACAAAAAGAAGUCAUUGUGGUAGAUAUUCUAAAUUAGAUUCCAAUGGAUUUAAAGAGCAUUUAUUAACGGGCAAAGAAACACGGAUUUAGUUAACAACAAUUCAGAAUCGACUUACCAUGAGCUCGGAGGAUUCAAUCAGGCAAGAUAACAAACAAAUUCCACUGGCUGAGCCACCUUGUCAAGUUAACAAUGGUGUCCCAGUGUUACCAGUCCGUCCUACGCACGACAGACCAGGUCGAUUAACAAAUCAACUUGAUUUCAUUAGCAAAAAUGUAUUCAAGCCUGUAUGGAACCAUCGAUUUGCAUGGCCCUUUGAACAGCCAGUUGACGCAGUGAAACUUAAUUUGCCUGAUUAUUACAAGAUUAUAAAGAAUCCCAUGGACCUAGGAACAAUAAAGAAACGUUUGGAGAAUCGAUACUACUGGAGCGCAAAAGAAUGUAUAAGGGACUUCAAUCAAAUGUUCACCAAUUGUUACACAUACAAUAGUUCAAACGAGGAUGUAGUCUUAAUGGCGCAACUCCUUGAAAAGACCUUUCUUACGAAUAUCGCACAAAUGCCGAAAGAAGAAGUGGAAAUUAAAUCUUCGAAUGUAUAAAUAACUUACUCUAUCAGUGAUGACCGCGAGUGUAUUCAGAAUUUAUACCCAACUCGAACGAAUUAACGUAUAAAAUGACAUCGAAUAACUGUUGUAAGAAAGACUUGGUCUAGUUACGUUUCAAUAAUAUGACAGAAAUAUUUAUUUCAUAAGAUAGGACAUUUCUUAAAUUGUCAUAUUUUUAUUAUUUUUUAAAUAAAAUAAAUUACGCGACACUCGACUUUUGUACUGACGUUAGAAAACAUUUUCGUGAAAAAAGUUGUAGGCCAUUUUUUAUACUUGUAUAAACUACGUAAAAUCCAUGUGGUUAUUUUUAUUAAUAUUACAAAGUUAAAAACUAUAAUAGAGUUUACUGAAUAAUGUUUUAUUUUCACUUUAUUUAAUUUAGAACAGUUUUUGUGUAGAAAUACAUACUACUUUGUCCUAGCCUAGAAAAGAUUCGAAACUUUUAUUUUGUAUAAGAUAUGAAAUAAAGUGCCAAUGUUAAGAAAGCAAUUAACAUUUACUUUUUGGCUCAUAUUUUAUUAGCGAAUAAGAACAUUUUUGUUAUCAAAAUUGUCAGACGCGAUAAUGAAAUAAUUAUAUAACAAAUUAAAAUUACGUAAUAAGUAGCAUUCCAUGGCUUUACUGUUAAUUAUUUCACCGUUUUCAAAAAUUUCUAUUGCAUAUUUUAAUAUUUACAAAGUCUUAGUGAACUGAGAUUUAAAUCAAGAAGAUUAUUUGUUAUAUAAAAUAUUUCAUUUUAAUUCAAGUGUUAAAACCGUCUUUUGUAUAAU